Molecule: messenger RNA, 2044 nt
Organism: Neltuma alba
Lineage: Eukaryota; Viridiplantae; Streptophyta; Magnoliopsida; Fabales; Fabaceae
Product: senescence-associated carboxylesterase 101
Exons: 5
Coding region: 146-1873 (575 amino acids)
Biological process (GO): defense response; lipid metabolic process
Molecular function (GO): carboxylic ester hydrolase activity
Source: RefSeq, a predicted model, not a curated record
AAAAAGGCGUGCUCUUCUUCUUCUUCAUUUUUCCCCCUCUCUCCUUUUUAGGCCAACAGUUUCGUUUCCGGAGAAUUUCUGAUGAAACUUCAAUGGCUGCCUUUGAAUAAAAAUCAACUAUCCCCUGCAUAUAAAGAACAGCGGGAUGAGCCAAUUUAGCACAAAUGACUACAACACGACGUUUAGCAGUGGAGUCGAGUCUGCUAGUUUUAUUGCGAGCUCCAAUCUUCUGAGGCGUCCGGUGGAGACAAUCUUGGAGCUUUAUGCAGAAAUCAGUUCGAAGCAGGAGGGGUUGUGCUUCAAAGUGGGGCAGGAGUUGGAUUUUACGGUAAUAGCAUUUGUGGCCACUCAAAUUAAUCUCCAAGCGCCUGAGCAAUCAGGUUUGGUUUCAUCUUCGGCCCUCAAGGACAAAGAUUUCCCUCUUUUUGAGUUCCUUUGUAACGACAAAUUCCCAUGUUUCUCCCUUCAUAAGGCUGCAAUUUCUCUCUUCUAUGAUCAUCGUGAGCAGCUCCAUCAACUCAAAUCUCUGAUUGAUAGCUCCAAGCCAUUGAUGGUAACUGGACAUGCUCUUGGGGGAUCCAUUGCUUCUCUUUUCACUCUGUGGCUACUAGAUAACCUCACCAUUGGCUCAGGAAGGAAACACUCACCACUCUGCGUCACCUUUGGUUCACCCCUUCUAGGUGAUUCCGACUUUCAAAAAGCCAUUUCACGAAGCCCUCUCUGGAAUUCAUGCUUUCUCCACGUGGCCUCUCUCCGGGACCCUCUUCCCAGGACCUUGAUUCCAAUCAAUGUGCGCAAGCCCUUCGGAACAUUUCUCUUGUGCUCGGAAGUAGGCUCUGCUUGUUUCAAUGACCCUGAUUCUAUUCUGGAACUUUUAGCAGAAACGGGGUCCACCGUGAGGGAUCCAUAUGUUCAAGAAUUUGACAUUCAUCAAUAUUUAGACAUUGUGCAAAAUCUUCACCGCAAGGCCAUUUGCAAGGCUUUUAGUCCACAGCCACAGAAUAUGGCUCUUUGUGAUUCCCUAGAAGCAACUAUAAUCAUCCAGCUUGCAGCACUUGACCUUUCACAAAUCCAGCAGGAUAUGGUGGAAAAGCUGAAGCUGCGAGAAAUUACACUGCAGCCGAAGAAGAAAGACUUGGAUCUAUCCAAGAGAUUGAAUGACGUGAAGAUGUAUAUGGCCAACCUCGAAUGGUACAAAAAGGACUCUAAGGCUCAGGAGACAGGAAUGUACGACAUGUACAAGAAGCAUAGGAAUGAAAGAGACCAAGAUAUUGUUUGGUGGAAGAAAGAGCUCACACUUUACUGGAGAGAAAUGGUUGAAGAGGCAGAGAUGAAGCCUCAGAAGGAAGGGGCUGCUUUUCGGACCCGCUGGCUCUUUGCUGGCACAAAUUACCGAAGAAUGAUCGAGCCACUUGACAUUGCUGACUACUACGAAAGUGGCGGAAAAGACUAUGAGACUCAAGGAAGGUCCAGACAUUAUCGGCAGCUAGAGGAAUGGCUCAAAGAAGACACAACGCCUUCAUCGGCGGGAUUGUUGUGCAUUACGAACAAGCAAAACGUGGAAUCAAUUCUGACGCUGGAUUCUUGUUUCUGGGCACGCGUGGAAGAGGCUCUCAUUGCCUGCAGUGACAUGAAGGGGGGAGAAGACUCUAGCAGUAGGCAGAAAUUAAUUGAGUUUGAGGAAUAUGUUUAUGGGUUGCUCAAGAAUUAUGCAGUUUCGCCUGAGAUUUUCCUGAAGUACAGUACCUACAUCCGUUGGUGGAAUGAGUAUCAAAUGCUCAGGGAAGCAUCCAGUGAUUCAAAACUAGCUAGCUUCAUGCGUAACCCUGACAAUUACAAGCUCUAUUCUAUGGGGGUAUUUGAUUUCCAAUGAAGUUUGACUGCUGAAGACUUGAAAAAGCGUGAUCAUAAUGAUGAAGUAAUAUAUAAUAAAUAGUUUGAUAUGGUAGGUUUGUAAUUCCUUUGGUAUCAGUUUGGAAAAAUUGUGUGUUUAGCUUAUUAUUCUCCUUAGUCUCUAUUAGUAAUGGAAGGAUUUGUUUUGUUG